GGAAAUUUAAAAAGGUAACAACUGCUUCCAAAAGAAAAACUCAGUUGUGUGUCAAAGCAUAUUUUCAUUAUCACUUCCAUCUUCAGUUGAAAAUGCUAGGUUUAUGGAAGCUAUUUAUGUGGAAAAGAGCCCAGCUGAAGAAAGUUGCAGAAAUUAAUAUAAUAAACUGUUUGAGAAAAACUGGAAGAUGGGCUAUUUACACAUGGAAGAGGAAUGGACAGCUUCAACAAGAAGAAGAUUACAAAAACCUUGUAACCCUUCAGUGCAGAAAUUUUCACUUAUUGCAUCAUAAUUUGAUUAAAUGGAUUAUGUUGGUUAAACAUAAAAAGUAUAAGAAAAUCAAAAGUGAAGAAUAUGUAAAAAAAAACAUAGUUUGUUUAAAAAGAGCAUUGUUAAAAAGAAUAUUCAGUUUCUGGAGUGGCCGCUCCAAAUCUGUUGUAUUGGACAAACAACAAACUGUGUGUGCUAAGAAGCAUCAUAAUGUAGUUGUGAAAAAGAGAACAUUUUUUAGGUGGAAAGUCUUCUACUGCAUACAGUUACACUGCAGGCUUUUGAGAAGACGAAGUACAAAUUUUGAUAUCAUACAACAUCAGAAAAUAUGUUGGGCUAUGUGGAGAGAGGCCUAUGUUGAAACAAAAGAUUUGAAAAAAAAGAACAAAAAUGCUCUCUGGUUUUGGAGUUUCAAUCUAAAAUACAAGAGCCUCGACCAUUGGCAAUUUUACUUCAAUGAAAGACGAAAAAAAAAAAAAUAGUUACGAAGAAGCCUUGAUAAUUCGACGUCAGCUUCUCCUUGAAGAAGGAGUGGUUUUCUUUCUCUCAGUCAGUUCAUAUGUCACACAGAAGAUGCAAAGUCUUGCUUUGGGAAGAGAACUGCUGAGUCCAAAGAUAAAAAUUGUGAACAAGUAUGCUCAGCUGUGGAAGUAUAAAGUAUUGUAUCAGAAGUCAAUCAGAAACCUGACUGCUGAGGAGGUUAAGCAAAGAGAAGGUAGACAGAGUUUCUGCAACUCAGUACAACCAAAAAUGAGAAAGCUUUCACCCUCUGUGGUAAAUAAGUUUCAAAAACUCUUGCCAAACUCAACAAAUAUUCGAUUGAAACCAAGGUUGCCUUCUUGUCUACACAGUGAUGUACAUGAUCUGGAAUUGCACUGGACCUGUCAUGGAAAUUCAUAUGAAAAAAGUAAUACUGAAGACUUGUUCAUCCAAAGAAAAAGUCCUAAACAUUCACCUACUUUAACUCAGAACAUUAAUUCAGAUGAGUUGACUGAGUUAAAGCAGAGCUUGGAAAUGGUUAGGAAGAAAUCACAGUACUACAUGUCACAAAAGAACAGAUUAAGAUAUCUUGAGGACAUACAGAAAGAGCUAUUGAACUGGUUACUGCUAAACAAGUGUAGUGAAGAAACCAAUCAGGACAUGAUAUCAAGUGUUCAAGAGGAACUGAUACAGAUUCAGGAUGAAACUGGUCAAAUUCAUCAGCAUCUGAGUCAUACAAAAUCAAAGCUCUUGAAGCUGAGGAGUACUUUGAACAAGUUACAAGGAUAUCUCAGAUUGUUCUAGAUCUAAAAUGGUUAACUUCAGAUGAAAAACAGCAUUAUUUUGACUGAUUUUUCCUGUAAUGAUUACCACCUGAUAUUUAACUUUAUUUACCAGCCGUAAGGAUAGUGAAUGUCUCAAUUGUUAUUGUGUAUUUUUUAUAAGUACAGAAACAAUAUUUAUUUGUUAUAUAUUGGAUCUUCUGAACCAAUACUAAUAGCUAAAAGUAUAUCUUCUGUAACAGUAAGUGAACCAAGUCAUUUAUUCCACAUAUCUUAAAAUAACAGUAUAUCUUCUAUACCACUUUCAGUCAAACACUAGCAUGUCUUCAAUACCAGUUAACAUAAGGCAGCUGUUUUGUUUUUUAUAUAAAUAUUAAUAAAUAGAAGACC
Molecule: messenger RNA, 1922 nt
Organism: Limulus polyphemus (Atlantic horseshoe crab)
Lineage: Eukaryota; Metazoa; Arthropoda; Merostomata; Xiphosura; Limulidae
Exons: 12
Coding region: 727-1554 (275 amino acids)
Source: RefSeq, a predicted model, not a curated record